AUGGAAAGCGAUUGCUGCAAAUAUAUGAAAAAAUGCCAUCAAUGCCAAAUCCACGGUGAUCUAAUCAAGGUCCCUCCAAGUGAGCUUAAUGCUAUGAGCUUACCAUUGCCUUUCAUUGCUUGGGGUAUGGAUGUUAUUGGACCCAUUGAACCCGCAGCUUCAAAUGGCCAUCAGUUCAUUUUAGUUGCUAUUGCCUACUUCACCAAAUGGGUGGAAGCAACGUCUCACAUAUCAGUAACUAAGAAAAUGGUUAUCUGUGAGCAAUUCAACAUCACCCAUCGAAACUCGACAGCCUACCGGCCACAAAUGAUCGGAGCCGUUGAAGCAGCCAACAAAAAUAUCAAGAGGAUAAUGAGGAAAAUGACAGACAAUCAUAAAGGUUGGCACGAGCAGUUGCCUUAUGCCUUAUUGGGAUACUGUACUACGGCCAGAACAUCAACAGGAGCAACUCCAUACUUGCUGGUCUAUGGAACUGAAGCAGUCAUGCUUGCUGAAGUUGAGAUACCUUCCCUGAGAAUCAUUCAGGAAGAAGAAUUAAAUAAUGCUAAGUGGGUCUGA
Messenger RNA from Lycium barbarum (goji berry), 558 nucleotides. RefSeq lists its product as uncharacterized. The transcript is spliced from 2 exons. NCBI's taxonomy places the organism in Eukaryota, Viridiplantae, Streptophyta, Magnoliopsida, Solanales, Solanaceae. The record is from RefSeq and is a predicted model, not a curated record. The coding region runs from base 1 to 558 and encodes 185 amino acids. Gene Ontology annotation, biological process: DNA integration. Gene Ontology annotation, molecular function: nucleic acid binding.